Messenger RNA from Acanthaster planci (crown-of-thorns starfish), 2407 nucleotides. RefSeq lists its product as uncharacterized. Gene Ontology annotation, molecular function: protein serine/threonine kinase activity; ATP binding. The record is from RefSeq and is a predicted model, not a curated record. Gene Ontology annotation, biological process: protein phosphorylation. Lineage: Eukaryota; Metazoa; Echinodermata; Asteroidea; Valvatida; Acanthasteridae.
CAGAUUGGAAACCUUUUGUUGCUACGUACAUGAUAACGACUGUGCCCGAUCAUCGAUCAUUAGAAAAAAAUAAUGACUUGUGAAUAAUUUUUUUCAAUCAUAUUUCCACCAACUACUCGGUCUAAAAGAAAGCAAGUUAGCAAGUAGUUCCGGGAAAUCAACUCACUACGCGCAUGGCAAGGCAAAAAGUAAACAAACCACGAUUGUAAACACAUGUAGCCUGACAAUAAUUUUUUGGUGAUUUUCUCGUUGUGAAUUUCGAGAUAAUUUUGGAAGUUUUGCGAGCCGUACUUGAUACAUUGAGAGAUAUCUCAUAUGAACCAACAAUGGCCAGAAAGCAUGAAAUGAGCUCCAACACCGAGAAUCAAUCUGGAAUAGACGCGACUUUUAGCCAUCAGAUAAUUGGCAUGAAGUGUGCUGUGAUUGACAGGCGCCCGCCACCUGACAUGAAAAUGAAAAGAAAGAAGAUGUCUGGGUUGAGGCGUGCUAUCCAAGCUAUCUUCAAGCCCAAAGACAAGACAGCUGAUUCUCCUGAUAUAAACAUAUCCAAUCCUGCUAUUCCUUCAAGAUUGGAGAAAGAGGUGAAUGAGGAUGUUGCCACGGUAACAGAAGCCAAUGAAGAAAGCUAUUCCUCAUCCCAGUGUUCUUCUGCCUCUACAAAGUCUCUGGAGACAGGCUCCUCACAAUCUGCACCAGCUAUCUCAACUCUCUCACCUCCUGAGAAAAACUUAACUCCCCAUGCUAGAGCAUCAAGGCCGACCAAGACUCCAUCUGAAGGCAAAAGCAAGAAGUCUGGCUUUUACAUGUACAAUGGGCAUCCAUCAUACCUGGGGAGUCGCUUGUACCAGUGUAGAGACGUCAAACCAGGACUGGAUAUUUUGGGACGAUGGGUGGAGCUAGGCUGUGGCGAGACUGGAACCACACGUCUUGUCCACAUCCCGUCUGAAAAUGGCAAACUCGUCGCUGCAAAGAUCAUCCAAGGAGAGGACCCUGAGGUCCGAUUUCACAAGGAACUUGAUGCCCUCCACAUUGUCAAUGGCCAUCCAUCAUUUCCACAUCUGGUAGGCGUUAUCCAACAGUCCCCACUCCGUUGUAUCUUGGAGGAGUUCGUCGGCAAUGACUUUAUCCCCGAGAACACCACCUUGGAGGACGUCCUGAAGGACAAGAAGAUCGUCGCAUCAGAGAUACCUUACAGCGACUGGGUCCAGAUUGCCCAGGACAUAGCUGACGGAAUAAAACACCUCCAUCAGCUGGAAUACCUCCACAUCAAUCUCAAGCCAGAAAACAUCCUGCUUUAUGCCACAGACGGCAACUGGAAAGGCUGGCGAGCCAAGAUCUGUGACCUAGGAGACUGCACCUUUAUGAGGCUUGCUCCCAAGAUCCACUCCACCCCAGAGAUCCAAGCUGCAGCAGAGUCUGCUGCUAAGCCCUUCGUAGCACCUGAGGUGCUCCGAGGUGAGACCCCAUACACAGUGGCCUCUGAUAUCUACGCUCUUGGAAGAGUACUCUCUGCGAUCGGAAAGAAGACCAAAAUCACCUUGCUCCAGCACAUUGGCAAGAAGUGCUCCCGCAAGACUGCUGUCAAGCGCCCCGACAUCGACAAGGUGUACAACAUGCUGGAACGUCCUUCCACUCCCAAAUAGACUAAUGACAGUUGAUGAUUAUGUGGAGAUGGUUCCAUCCAGAGAGUGGCAGGCAAUAAAAGACGGUGCCAACUACAUGUGGAUCACAUAAAAAUUGGACACUUAAGUUCAUCUGUUUGAAACCACAUUGCUUUCCUCAAAGGCCAGGUCACUGAUCUUGCUAAGUGCUUAAAGGCCUUCUUGCAUAUAAUCCACUGAAUGCCCACUCAAGUUUUACUAAAAAAUAAACAGUAACUUGUACAGCAGAACUGUGGGCAGAUGCCUUUUAAAAAAUCACGUUGAAAUGAGCUGGUAAAGAUAUAUAUAUUAUGACUUUCCAGGGCCUAAUGUAUUCCAGUAACUAUCCUCCAAGACUCUUGCAAUAAUUGCAUAACAAUUACUUUACUAAGGAAAAAGGCACAACUCUACUAUGCUGCCAAGAGAGCUGUCAGUCAGUAUCAGUCCUAAACAAUAAGAAGAAACAUUAUUUUGUUUUGUAUUGCAUUACCACAAAUUACUUUCUGCUGGACAGAAAACAUGAACAUAUUUCUAAAUGCAAUCCUUUGCAACACAAGGAGUUGUGCUUCUUCAUGGGCCAUGUCCCUGCUAUUCUUUUUGGAUGAAAACAAUGCAAUUAUUAAUUUUGAUAAAAUUUGUAAAUUUGACCAGUUACAAAAUUUUGUAUGGAAUCACUGCCACAAAUACUUCCGAUUUGUAAAAGAUGUUGCAGUACUAAGGACUCAACAUUUCUAGUUAUGAAAUGAUCAUGAAAAUUGUUGAAAACC